This is a messenger RNA of Paramecium pentaurelia, 1028 nucleotides long. Lineage: Eukaryota; Ciliophora; Oligohymenophorea; Peniculida; Parameciidae. The record is from the annotation of a GenBank genome assembly.
AUGAUUAAUCAAACAAUAUUAAGAAUUCUGAAUACAAACAAUAUUAAUCUUGCUGAUAGCGCACUAUAAUUGGAAAAGGCAGGUUAAUUAAAUUUUAAUAUUAUAUAGGUAUUCAAAACGUCUUUAAUUACUUAUCUAAAUCAGAUGUCACAAAAAUAGUGUUUCCAGAGUAGGUAAUAAAAUUACUAUGCGUAUUUCACUUUAUGAUAUAAAAAAAAACUUUAGAUUUACAGGUCUUUUAAGAUUGUAAUAUUUAUUGGAUUACAAAUGUUUUGAAUAAUAGUUUUAUAAUGGAGAGGUUAUCAACAGAAAUGAGUUCUUCAAGCACAUUUGCUAGAAGUAGUUAAUUUUCAUCUUUGAGAUCUUCACAAUAAUAGACAGAUAGGAAUAAUCCUCAUUUUUAAACAGAGUCAAAAUCUUAAAAAGUACAUACAAAGAGAAUGGAUUGUUUUUAAAGUUAUUCAGAAAAAUAAUAAACUGAAAGACACAUAAUUAGAGAACCUCUAUCAUAUUAAUCAAUGUUAUAAUUAUACUAUACAUAUUUAAAACGAGUAUGCCAUUAUUCAUCAAGUGGAAUACCAAUAAUAGAAUUGUAUGUAAUAUAAAACAUUUGUUCAAUGGGAUUACGUAUAAUUGAAGGAUAGAAAUGUCCAAAAUUAGAUUUUUGUUUUUAACUUAUAUUAAAAGAUCUUGAAGAAUUUUAAAGUUAAUAAAUUGAUUAUCUGAAAGAAUUGAUAAUUGAUUUAAAAGAUAAGAACAAUGAAUAAAUGUUUGAUAUAUUUGAGAUCUAUAAAUUAUUGUGUUUAAAUGGAAAGUAAAUUAAAUUUUUUGGAGUGUUGAAUAAAUUAACAAUAAAUCAAUAAAAACUUAAAAGUUUUAAAAAGGAAUGUAAAGAAUUUGUAAUAGAAUGUAAAUAACAUUUAAGAAAAGUGAAACUCUAAUAAAAUUAGGAUAGAUUAAGUGUUUCUGAAUUUAAAACAAAUAAUUUCUUUGAAUAUGAAAGAAAAUAGUUGUAUAACAAUUAUUGA